Messenger RNA from Oenanthe melanoleuca, 2621 nucleotides. RefSeq names its product mucin 13, cell surface associated (gene MUC13). Bases 216 to 1781 code for a protein of 521 amino acids. The transcript has 17 exons. Lineage: Eukaryota; Metazoa; Chordata; Aves; Passeriformes; Muscicapidae. The record is from RefSeq and is a predicted model, not a curated record.
AGAUCUCAAAUAUUUAUGACUGAAAGAAAGAACGCUGCAGGUCCAGAAAUCUCCUCCCAGCCUGAGGAGGAAGGAAAACACCGCUUGGAUUUAUCAUUUGCCACUUGCCACCGUGACGUCAGCUCGGGGCUGAGCUCUCUACCUGUGGCUGGAACCUUAAAUGAGCUGGCACCAGAAGAGAAAGGCACUUUCUCUUAGGCUUAGCAGCAACAGGAAUGGCAAUGAGACGCUCUGUGCUCCUCGCUGUGUGGCUCGGCCUGGUGUUGAGCCUUUUGAAAGAAAGUGCUGCUCAGGACACCCUUAGCACAGCGACACCAGCCUCAAGAAGCACAGGUAAGGAGCAAAGCCCUCAGGCAGCCCCUUCCUGGAGCAGCCCCACAGAGGCUUCCCCAAGUUCCUCUCCCAGGGGAGACAAAGAAAAUGGAACUUCAAAUGAAACUGCUCCUGAGCCACCAGUGAUUCCAAGCCAAACACCCUCAGAAAAUGGAACUUCAAAUGAAACUGCUCCUGAGCCACCAGUGAUUCCAAGCCAAACACCCUCAGAAAAUGGAACUUCAAAUGAAACUGCUCCUGAGCCACCAGUGACAACAAGCCAAACACCCUCAGACAACAGUACUGUAAAUGAAACAACUCCUGAGCCAUCUGUGAUUCCAAGCUCAGCACCUACAGACAACAGUACUGUAAAUGAAACAACUCCUGAGCCAUCAGUGACAACAAGCCCAACACCUGCAGUGGACUUCUGCAAUGGAGAUCCUUGUGGGAGAAAUUCAGCUACAUGUGUUUCCUUAAACAGCAGGUAUACCUGUGUGUGCCAAUAUGGAUUAUACUACAGUAAUGAGAAUUGUUACGGAGGGAAAGUAUUCCCAGCAAUCAUUGCAGUGAAUGCAAAUUACACUGAUAGUCUUGAAGAUGUAAAUUCCACGGAGUAUGAAGAUGUGUUCAACAAUCUGUCAAAAUUUUUUAAGGAGGCCCUUGGAACUCUAACAGGCUAUGUAGAAACUGUCAUCAUAGAAAUUCCACGUCCAGGCAAAAGCAGAAAUUCUGUUCCACUGAAUGUAAAAGUGACAAGCCUGUUCACGUCGGACUCUCCUGAAAAUAACAAGACAGUUUAUUCUGCAGUACAACAAGCACUAGAAAAGGGAAACCAGUUCUAUGUCCAGUCUUAUUCCGAGGCAAAACAUUGUGAUGUUUAUCAGUGUGAUACUAAAACCACAGUGUGUGAAGGGGACACACUUCCAGAGUGCAAAUGCAAAUCUGAUUUAGAAAAGACACAAUGGGAUGAUCGUUCUUGUUCAGCUUGCAGUAAAAGCUGUUCUGCAGCAAAGCACAAGUACUGUGUAAAAGAAGAAGAGGUUCCAACAUGCAAAUGUAUGGCUAACUUUAAAACCAAGCUUGGAGACUGUGUGCCUUGUCCAGUGGGCUACUCUGGGGAGGAAUGCACUGACAAUACUGAACUCAUCCUUAUAAUAGUGGGCACAGUGUUUGGAGCCAUUAUCCUGAGUUUAGUGAUAGCAGUCUCUAUUGUUUCAGUCAGAGCAAAACACAAACAAAGUCCAGAGAGGAGGAGCCUGAUAAAGUCUGACACGAAUACCUCUGAUGACAGACCAAGCAUGUUCCCCAGGGUCCAGACCACAUCUGGCCAUGCAAACCCAGGAUAUCAGCCUCACAACCCCUAUGAGAUGAGUUCCAAAAAUAGAGAUCGUUUUCCAGAGAGGGAUUAUGAUGAUAUGUAUGAAGCAUCACGGGAGCCCAGGGGCUUCAGGACACAGAACAGAUAUUGAGUGACCAGAGCAGCAGGAGGAUGGAUGACCACCACAACCCUGGGUCAGAGCUAAGAGUUUCACAGCCUCCCACCAAUGCAGUUACUGCAGCAGAAGAGACAACAACGUCCUUAACCCCAGAUUCUCUCAAGAUUUUCUAGAGGAAGACUCGUGCUUGAAAGAGAUCAUGGACAACUUUGAAAUAAGAGAAAAAUGUUAGAGAGUAGGGAGAAGAAGAGGACUUAUUUUAAAAGAGCUAAUGUGCUCCUGUAAACAUUAGACUUCUUUGAUGAGGCCAGAGAGUGAGUGUACACAAGAUACCAGGAUUUUAACCCUGCUGGUUUUCAGAUUUUUCCAGAGGAUGGUCCAGGCAAUGUGUGGGAUGCUGAAAAACAUCAGUACCCAUAGCUUCACUUGGAUUUGUGCUCACCUAAUUUGAACUAUGGCUUUGGGCAGAUGAAAACUGUUUUUCUUGAGAACCUGACCUGUUUCACUUUACUGUAUUAGAUACAGGUUUUUUCACCAUCCUCAACCCCCCAGUAUUUCCCAUAUUCAGUAUUUCCCAUCUGAAAGCAUUGUGGUCAGAUCUCUGCUGACAUGGGUUGUGUGAGACAAUGGUACUUGUCUGACCUUUUCCACUGCUUCCUUCCCAAUACAAUGGCAAGAUACAAUAUCUUCAAACAAACACUGUUCUUUUCAUCUUGCAAAACUGCAUUGGUUUUACAUUUUUAGCUCCUGUGGAAAGUGUCAGCAUAUUUUUUUCUUUUGAAGUCUUUAUGUUCCAAUGAUAAUAAGCUUGGUGUUUGGGGGUUCUUAAAAUUUCUUGCAUACAGUCAAUAAAUCUCUCUGUAAAAAAAUUUA